Echinops telfairi (small Madagascar hedgehog) is the source of this 1882-nucleotide messenger RNA. It is a transcript of the gene PPAT, whose product is annotated as phosphoribosyl pyrophosphate amidotransferase. Gene Ontology annotation, biological process: purine nucleotide biosynthetic process; purine nucleobase biosynthetic process. Gene Ontology annotation, molecular function: amidophosphoribosyltransferase activity. NCBI's taxonomy places the organism in Eukaryota, Metazoa, Chordata, Mammalia, Afrosoricida, Tenrecidae. The transcript has 11 exons. The coding region runs from base 75 to 1634 and encodes 519 amino acids. The record is from RefSeq and is a predicted model, not a curated record.
CAAGCCGGCAGCUGGUUGGCGCUUGCACCUCGGCGGCGGCUGCUCAUCCCGCCACGUGCUUUUGGCGGCCAGAUAUGGAGCUGGAGGAGUCGGGCAUCCGAGAGGAGUGUGGCGUGUUCGGCUGCAUCGCCUCGGGAGAGUGGCCCACGCAACUAGAUGUGCCGCACGUGAUCACCCUGGGGCUCGUGGGACUGCAGCACCGGGGUCAGGAGAGUGCUGGAAUUGUGACCAGCGAUGGAAGUUCUGUACCAAAGUUCAGAACACACAAGGGAAUGGGUCUUGUGAAUCAUGUCUUCACUGAGGACAACUUGAAGAAAUUAUAUAUUUCCAAUCUCGGGAUUGGACACACGAGGUACGCCACGACUGGAAACUGUGAGUUAGAAAACUGUCAGCCCUUUGUGGUUGAGACGCUGCACGGCAAAAUAGCGGUGGCACACAACGGCGAGUUGGUCAACGCAGGCCCCUUAAGGAAAAAGCUUCUCCGUCAUGGUGUUGGCCUAUCCACAAGUUCUGAUAGUGAAAUGAUCACCCAGUUACUGGCGUGCACCCCUCCUCAGGAGCGAGACGAUACCCCAGACUGGAUAGCAAGGAUUAAAAACUUGAUGAGCGAGGCCCCGACAGCAUAUUCCCUGCUUAUCAUGCACAGAGACGCUAUUUAUGCAGUGCGAGAUCCAUAUGGGAAUCGUCCUCUGUGCAUUGGCCGCCUUAUUCCCGUACCUGAUAUAAAUGAAAAAGGAAAAAACCCUUUAGACCCAGAAGGAUGGGUGGUGUCUUCAGAAUCGUGUAGCUUUUUAUCAAUUGGUGCCAUAUAUUUCCGGGAAGUCAUGCCUGGAGAAAUUGUGAAAAUCUCCAGACAGGACGGUGUGAAAACACUUGAUAUCAUACCAAGGUCUGGAGGAAAUCCGAUGGCUUUUUGUAUCUUUGAAUAUGUAUAUUUUGCAAGACCAGAUAGUAUAUUUGAAGGCCAAAUGGUGUACACGGUGAGAUACCGCUGUGGGCAGCAGCUGGCAAUUGAAGCCCCUGUAGAUGCAGAUCUGGUCAGCACGGUUCCCGAAUCUGCCACGCCAGCCGCUCUGGGUUACGCCACAAAGUGUGGCCUUCCGUAUAUAGAGGUGCUAUGUAAAAAUCGGUACGUUGGAAGAACCUUCAUACAGCCAAACAUGAGGCUGAGACAACUUGGUGUUGCAAAAAAAUUUGGAGUAUUGUCAGACAACUUUAAAGGCAAAAGAAUUGUGCUUGUAGACGAUUCAAUUGUGAGAGGCAAUACCAUCUCGCCCAUAAUAAAAUUACUCAAAGAAUCCGGUGCAAAAGAGGUACACAUUCGAGUAGCUUCACCGCCAAUUAGGUACCCAUGUUUCAUGGGGAUAAACAUUCCCACAAAAGAAGAGCUUAUUGCCAAUAAGCCAGAAUUUGGACAUCUUGCAGAAUAUUUGGGUGCAAACAGUGUUGUGUAUCUGUCAGUAGACGGACUGGUUUCAUCUGUACAAGAAAGGCUACCAUUUAGAAAACAGAUAAUGGAAAAGCAGGAAACCAGCAGGAUCCAAGAAAACGGAAACGGUCCGAAGUGCUUUCAGAAGUACAGUCACUGUACAGCAUGUCUCACUGGAGAAUACCCUGUAGAGCUGGAGUGGUAGCUACGGAGGGCGCACGGGUUCUUUCAAAGUACACAUUUGGUCAAGAAGUUACGGUGAUCACACCUUACCAACGCACUGUUCCCUGGUUGCUGUUUGUGGUUGGUGCUGCCAAGGCUGGUUCCAUUUACAACAGAUAGCUCCAUCCUGUUCCAUCCUUACCACCACUGCUGUGGUGGAACCCAUUGUUACAGCCUGUCUUUCUGAAGGUCUUCCUCCUCUUGGCUGCCCCUCUGCUCUACCAAGGAUGA